AUGUUGAGGCACGCAGCGAACAGGAUUCUGGGCAGUGGGCUGCGAUCCACUGCGUCGCCGGUGCCGGCGUUGAGGAUGUACCACGAGAGGGUGGUGGAUCACUACGACAACCCGAGGAACGUAGGGUCGUUCGACAAGGACGAUCCGAACGUCGGUACGGGACUCGUCGGAGCUCCGGCCUGCGGCGACGUCAUGAAGCUGCAGAUCAAGGUCGACGAGGAGACCGGGAAGAUUGUCGAUGCUUGUUUCAAGACCUUCGGUUGCGGUUCUGCUAUCGCCUCUUCCUCCGUUGCAACCGAAUGGGUUAAAGGUAAACAAAUGGAGGAAGUCCUGUCAAUCAAGAAUACGGAAAUUGCCAAACAUCUCUCUCUUCCACCCGUGAAACUUCAUUGCAGCAUGCUUGCUGAGGACGCAAUAAAAGCGGCUGUCAAAGAUUAUGAGAAGAAGCGUUCAAAGUCAGAUGCUGGACUGCCUCUGAAGAAAGCUGAGAGUGCUUGA
Molecule: messenger RNA, 498 nt
Organism: Striga hermonthica
Lineage: Eukaryota; Viridiplantae; Streptophyta; Magnoliopsida; Lamiales; Orobanchaceae
Source: the annotation of a GenBank genome assembly